AUGAGUGAUAGAGCGGAGGUAGACGAGGCUCACCUGUUAAACUAUGACGAUCAAGAACCUCCGAGCCUUGAGGCUCUGCGCAAUAUCCUGAAGCAGGACUACCAAGACGGCCUAAAACGUUUCCUCCCCGGAAAGUUGUUCAACAACAAACCGGACUUGUCGUACACGGAUGUCCUUGCUUGGGAGAGAGAGAGUUCAGAAACAAGGUUGCGGAGAAAAGAUGCGAGUUUGACUUUCAGCUCUAACUCGGACGUACGACGCAUUAUGCUUGCCUACCUUCAUGAAAUCGAGCCAAUCCUUGGUGCUUCGUCAUACACCACGAGGCUGGAGAACCGUGACACGUUGCUCGAGGAAGCAAUACGCAAUGUCUUUCCUUCCUCCACACUCAGCAUACUUGAAAAAGCAGGAUUUGACGCCUCGGAUGUAACUUGCUGGGCUUGGAUCUUCACCGCUCCUGCAGUUGAUCUCGCUAUAUCUAGAUACAUUAUCUUGAUGAACGAGUUUUGCAGUUAUGAUCCGCCUCGAAAGGUUCCAAAGUUCAUAGUCCUACAGCUCCUGAGGUCCCCUUCCAUUGGUCAAUUCGCUCUUAGGCGCCUUGUUGAGACCCUGUUGCGUGAGUUGCACGAUUGCAAUGAGCAAAAGUCAUAUCUGCACUGGUCUCAUUGGGCCACCAGGAUUUGUCUCGUUGUUCGACUUUUGCGCCAUGCCAGGCAGAGUGAUCCAAGCCUCCUUCACGAAAUUGCUCUGGUUAUACGCCAUCUGUUCUCCGAUAUUUACACUGUUCCUGGGCAGGCGCGCGACUCUCUUGAGCUAGACAGGCUGGCACACGUCUAUAAUCGCCUCCUCAGCUUGAUCUCGCUGCCCCGACCAAGAGAACCCUUCAAAUGGACUCUCGAUCAGCAAAAUGCACAAUUAGCGCUUGUUUGCUUAAUGGUUGGGUUUCAGCCACAACUUCCCGUCUCUCGCGAAGGGUUUCGCGCACUCAUCAAAGUCCAGCUUGCUCAUAAGAAGACUGGUGAAGAGCGGUCAUGGGCAGAAGCAAAAUCCUCGUCUUGGCCACCAUGGCGACAAGAUAAGCUGGGCAUCGAAGAAGACCUCGAGUACCCCGGCAAGGAAAGUCGUGCCAUGAGGCUUUUGCGACGUAUGACAGAGGCAGGCUAUGCACAUGGGCCCUGGGAGAAGGCUGCGUCUGUUUUGUCUGGAUGGGAUACUGAUAAAAGCCCCACCAUUCAAACAAGGUCCAUUCUACGGCGCGCAUGGAACAAUAUAUUCCCAGGGCGCGAGGUGUUGAAGACAGAAGACACCGUGAGCUCCGAGAUCUGGACAGCGCGUAUACGCUCCACGCGAUCCAAGCUUGAAGCUUGGGCUGCCUUUAGUGCUUAUACGACGUCAACACCACUAGCUCAGCGGCAGUACAUGCCGUAUUAUGCAAUGCUUGAAAAACUGAUGGCCAAAACCGUGGAACCUCAAUCUGUUCUAGGAUUGACAUAUCUCCCCGGUGAUCUCAAGGAAACCUUUCCAGAUCCCAUCAACCCCAACCAAAGAGUCUAUGUCGAAACACAGGUCCCAACAUCGAGCGACUUUUACUUGCUAAUGCUUAAUGAUGGCUUCAAGCCUGCAGGCUCACUUCUAUGUGAACUGCUAGAUUCCGCCACGAAUCUCGAAGCUGGAUUUCGAUAUGUUGUCGAAAGCAAGAUGAAUGUGGUUCUUCGGGAUGUGAUACUUCAUGCUGAGAAUUAUCCUCAUAAUAUCUUGAAGCAGAAGCUGAGACUAUUACGACCGGAUUUCCUUGCUGCUUUCUACCGCUUGCUAUGUAGGUACGGGUUUGAGUCGCACCCACAGCUCCAUGCGCCUGGCUCUCACCAUGGCGAAGCGGGGAAAUACACGCCAGAGUACAACAGACCUGGGGUUCGGCCUGUGACGUAUGCCCGCCGAUUGCUUGAGAUUUCGGACCUGAAGGAUAUCACUACUUGGAACGGGUUUCUCAAAGGCUCGGCCUUGUGUGUGGCUCAUGUGCACACGCUCGUUAUGGCUGGUUCCUCGACCGCGAGUACAUCCCGUGAUAUCAAGAUGGAAGUCUGGCGAAACGUGGAAGAAAUAUUCACCAUUUCGAGUUUGCGGUCGUUGGGGCUUAAUCCAGAUCUCUACACUUUCCGCCACAUGGCCUGGUUGGUCCAGAAUCUCGUUGGCGAUGCUCAUUUAUACAUUUCCAGUACUCGUCUCGUGGAAAUCACGAAAUUGAUAUUCGUGAAUGCCGCCUACGGGAAGAAUAGCGCUACCUGGUUCGAGUUUACCAACACCAUGCCUCCCCUGUCUGUACCCCAAUCACAUGAUAUCCGGAUGAUGGUACGCCUCAUGAUCGCCGCCCACGAUAUCAAGGGCCUUCUAGAGAUGACCAAAUGGCUGAAUCACUACGCCAAGACUUUCCAACGGUCGAUCACAGAUUCUUCAGUUGAAUUAGCCGACGAGCAAGAACAUCCAACCGAGGUUGAAAUCUCACAUUUCCGCGGCACGUUGUGCGCGAUCCGCUUGUUCCUCGAGGGUAGCAAGGGACUGGACAGCGAAGCCUCCAGCAGCACCGAUGAAGAGCUGUGGUUCGAGAGUCCCCUUGAGGCCUACGAGUCUGAUGUAGAGCAUGCAAGGACCUCCUGCAAACUUUUGAGAUGGCCGACCGAGCAGGAGAUCCAAACUUUCCUAGAGCAGAACAAGGGGUGGGUCUACAAAGCAGCACAGGCGGCGGAUUUUACAAGCAGUAAAGAAGAGGUUUUGCGGAGGAGGACCAAUAAUCACCACACUGCUGACUCCAAGCAGCAAUUGCAUAUUGAGAGUGAAGAGCCCUGGACGAUGUAA
Molecule: messenger RNA, 2850 nt
Organism: Exophiala aquamarina CBS 119918
Lineage: Eukaryota; Fungi; Ascomycota; Eurotiomycetes; Chaetothyriales; Herpotrichiellaceae
Exons: 1
Coding region: 1-2850 (949 amino acids)
Source: RefSeq, a predicted model, not a curated record